Messenger RNA from Perkinsus marinus ATCC 50983, 477 nucleotides. RefSeq lists its product as hypothetical. The transcript has 5 exons. NCBI's taxonomy places the organism in Eukaryota, Perkinsozoa, Perkinsida, Perkinsidae. The coding region runs from base 1 to 477 and encodes 158 amino acids. The record is from RefSeq and is a predicted model, not a curated record.
AUGGGAAAAAAGGGAGCAAAGAAACAAGAAACAAUUGGGGUGACGAUGAAACCAGAAGAAUUGUACGAUGAGCUCGAAAAUGGAGUAAAGAGCAUUGAACAGGAGCUAGAGAUACGAACUCGCGCUGCUGAGGAUCAUACCAGAAUAUUUCAAGAAUACAAACGAGAGGUUGAUAACGUAGAUGAAACAGGAAGGCUGAAUAGAAUGAUCACUACAAGCGUAGUAGGAGACCACGCACGGAGAUACAAGGCGACGCAAGACGUCCUCAUCCAAGAAAUCAAUUCUUUGGAAACAAAUUUGGCGGAACUCCGCGAGGAUCGAGAGAUUUGCGUCAACGAGAUGGAGGAAAUGAUCCGGGAUAAAGCGAAGGAAUACGAACUGAAGGAAAUCAAGGAACAAGAAGCUCGGGAUAAAGUGGAGCAAACGGCUGCUGAGUUCAUCUCAAUGAUGGAGGAACUCAUCACGAAACUCCAGUAA